Messenger RNA from Gadus morhua (Atlantic cod), 4923 nucleotides. It is a transcript of the gene swt1, whose product is annotated as SWT1 RNA endoribonuclease homolog. Lineage: Eukaryota; Metazoa; Chordata; Actinopteri; Gadiformes; Gadidae. The transcript has 17 exons. Gene Ontology annotation, cellular component: nucleus. Bases 388 to 3213 code for a protein of 941 amino acids. The record is from RefSeq and is a predicted model, not a curated record.
GCUCACAUGACCGGAUGUUUGAGCCUUUACGCAAUACGGAAGGGAGCUAAAAGUGGCGCUAUCCGUUAUUAUUCUUACAUUACCGUGGAUAGUGUUAAUAGGUUUAGUGUGUCCAGAACAGCGUCCUGGAGGAGACCGUAAGUCUCCGUAAGUUUGAAGUUUUCGUUGUCUAAUAUGCAUGAUAAUAAACGGCAGCUGACUUCAACACAAUGUGCCUGAAUACAAGUACAAUCUUACUGUAAUAAUGUAAUAUAUAUACACCACAGUUGCUCUAUCUCCCUUCCAUUUAGCUAUAUAAUUAUACUUGGAUAACUUUUUUCGACAAAGCAAACUUCACGAUAUGAGUAUUGUCAACUGGAACAUUGUUGUCAGUUAGGAACGUGGGAAAUGUCCAAAAGUAAGCCCAGAAAGAAAAAGUGUUCGUCCUCAGGUGGCGAGGAAGAGAAGGUUGCAGGAGGCCAUUUCCUAACCAAAGAUAAUUUAAAGAGAAAAGAUUCUAGCGUCGUUCCUGAUAGCCAACAGCACAAGGAGUAUCCUCUUCCAUCGAAUAAAGAUGAUUCCAAAAGCCACCGCCCCAUCAAAAAGGCUGUUUACAAACUGUCCAAAAAAAACGUUUCAGAGCAGAUACCUGUGGAAAUUGAUGUUGGAUGCAAAAGAACCCAAACGGUUGAAAUUCCCUCCAGGGAAAAAACGUCCUCAACACAGACUAAAGGGGACCCCUCUUGGAGCACCCCGAGGCGUCCAACAGAGGGUGCUGGACGCCUCCACCCACGGAGCAUCCACACUAAAGACACUCUCCGUCCAACAGCAGAGAGGACAGCCCAACAUGGACCACGUAUACCGUCACCCCAGAAGGGCUCCAGCAGGUCCAUACAUCCUGCUGAACAGAAGCACAAGCCUCCGUCAUCAAACCCGCCUCUGGUCCCAGAGAAAGCCUGCAAGAGAAAAGCAGACACUGCUACUGGGACGACGACAAAACCGAGCAGGAUCACCUCCUCCUCGGGGAAGGAAUCGACGGUGAGAGGAGGCUGGAAGCCCCUCAACAAGCCAUACAAUGACGAAAGAGGAGAGCCCCCGAGAGCCAGGUCCUCUGUCAGGGCUCCACCUCAUUUGACCACAGAGCAAUCGUCCACCUCCAAAACACAGGCUACCUCCCAUCCAAGGCCCAAGCAGCCUACAUGGACCCUGGCCGGACCCCAUGUGGCCCCGGCCGGACCCCAUGUGGCCCCGGGGCCCCCCUGUGUUCAGGGAGCAGGGGGCCCUCUAAACCCACAGCGUCCAGCGGUGAGGUUUAAGAUACCAAAGAAAACCACUUUGUGUUUAAAAGACGGUGUUAAUAAUACCACAGUUCAUAAUGAGGAGGGUCGCGUAUCGACACAAACCACGAGCACCAGGAGGGGUCCGGCGCUCGCUGGUCUGAAAGGCUCUAAUGGGUUGAACCCUGAAGGAUCUGGACCCGUCCAAAGUGUCCACAGCACUGCGGUAGAUCCGUUCAUUUCACCUCAGAGGGGAAACGAUGGAAGUUCAGCCGAGUCCAACCAACCGAUUUGGCCCCGCGUCGAGGUGCCACCAUCAGACAAACUGAAUUCACACGACGAAGGAGCAAGCAUCACUACUGACGACAAUGAUUAUGAGAUGCCGGUGGUGGAGGCCCUGCACCAGGCCCGCACUGAGAGGAGGCUGGAGGUCGACGUGGUGCAGAGCUAUGGAGAACUCACCCGGAUGGACACGGACGCACACGACCAUGGAGAACCCCCACCGUUCAAAAAUGAGUUGAUAGUGGUUUUGGACACGAACAUCCUUCUCAGUCACCUGGAAUAUGUCAAGAAGAUCCUAUCCCAUGGCCUUGGAGCCAUGGGCUUCGCGGUGGUCCUCAUUCCCUGGGUGGUGCUUCAGGAGCUGGACUCCCUGAAGAACAACAAGGUGCCGAAGGGCUGCGUGGCCCACCUGGCCGCCCCGGCCGUCCACUUCAUCUACAGCUGCCUGAAGAGGCAGGAGCCUCGCCUCUGGGGCCAGUCCAUGCAGCAGGCCUCCGAGGGAAACCGUCGUCUGAAUGCCGAGAACAAUGAUGACAGAAUCCUGCAGUGCUGCCUGCAGUACCAGAUUCUGCACCCAGAGGGCGCCCUCAUCUUGUGCACCAACGAUAAGAACCUGUGCAGCAAGGCCCUCCUGAGCGGGGUGAGGGCGCUCUGCAAGGCCGACCUGGAGCAGGAGAGCGGGAGGCUCCAGGACCACACCCGUCUCCACCCGCCCCCGGAGCCCCUGCCGGCCGCCGCCCCCCGGGGGGCCGCGACACCGUCCGCCGGAGAAGCCCUUCCGCGGCCGGGCGGGGGGGCCGGAGGGGCCGGAGGGGCCGGAGGGGCCGGAGGGGGGGUCCCCGGGAGGAGCCUCAGCGUGUGCGUGGCCCAGCUGGAGGGUUGCCUGAAGGAGGUGCUGCCGCACAUCCUGGAGGUGGAGAUGAAGGCGGCCUUCGAGGAGCUCUGGGAGGACAUUGUUUACGUGAAGCCGCCCUGGGACGUCCCGGACGCACUGCGCUGCAUGAAGAAACACUGGAUGGCCGUGUUUGGGAACGUUAUCCCACGGAAUCUCCUCCAAACUCUGGUUCAUCUCUGUGACUUCUUCAGCCCAGGUCGGCCGGUGGACCAGGCCUCUGUGGGGGGCGCGCUGCGUGAGGCCGCUGAGCUGCUGGACGGGUUCGGGAAGGCGAGCUACGGGGGCCGGCUGCCCGCCGCCGCCGCCGCGCUGGAGGCCAUCCGGCGCCAGCUGGAGGCCGAGGACACGCCCCCUGAGCCUGAGCCUGUUCCAGCUGAACCAUUGGUCGAGGAUGCUAUGAUGUCAGAGGAGAAGCAGGCACCGCCCCUCCAGGUCUCCCCCCAGGAGGUGUGGGCGGUGUUCGAGAACCUCUGGGCCAACCUGUGCCAGAUAAGCUCGGCCCUGUUCACAGCGCUGCACUUCGACCCCGGGACCCCGCAGAGCCCCCUGGGGGCCCCCCCGCCCCAGGACGCCACGGCCUGUCUGCACAAACUGCUCCCCCUGGUGGCCCAGCUGCUCAGCGCAUUCAGCAGGGUGCUGUCCUCAGACAUGGGGAUGGAGGAGAGUCAGGCCCUCCUCAGCUUCAUCCACGCCAGCCAGAUCGUGAGCAUCACGGCGCACCUGGACACCCGGGACCUGGUCCAGUGUUUCUCUCAGCCAGAGUACAGGACCGUUUCCUGAUCAUCUUGGUCUACGGGACCAAUGCAACCAACCAGCAAUUAGAGUGGCCCAGGGUUGAGCCGGAACACGUCGUUGGAACCCGCGGUCCGGCCUGCGAUGGAACUCUUUUGGGCAAAAGUGCCCCGUCAAUAUACCACUAGAAUCCCCUCGAUAAUAAUAAGCUGCUUCCGUCAUCCAACACGACAAGCUCUCCUCUCUCCAAUCCGCGUUUCCAUCGCUCUUCCAGAAACAACUCAACUCAAUACUUCUCUUCGUAGGAUAUAAUCUCAACCUGAAAGAACUUUAGAGGACAAUCAUUGAUUGCCUUAUUGCUCAAAAGGACAACAUCACAGACCAUUGCAGCAGAUAGACCAACAAUAUGUCGUCCACAUUAUUCCCCUAGACCCAAAACGAUCUGAAGAAAAGGUCCAGGUUGAAAACCACAAAGUUUUCCUCUACGUUCCUUGGCCAUGUAGUUACGGUCAAUGAGCUAAUCUUAAAUACCCAAGGUUUGCAGCUCGUUGGAUUGCUCCACUAGUCCAGAUGCUGUUAAAGCUGCGUUUAACAGACGACAUAACCUUGACCUAAAUAUAUCGCCUAUCCUUCUGUAUUAUCUAAGUGGGUUAGGGACUAAUUGUACAAAUAGACAAAAGCUGACACAGCUGAAUGCCCAGCCAAUACAAAAACCCUGAAUAGAAGCUAGUGGAAAAUUAUAGUCAUCUUAUCAGUGGUCUGACACAACGUAACAGGCCAUACGUGAAGGAGACGUUGAUCUGCAGAUCCUUCUAGUAGGCACAGGAGCAUUCAGCAAGAGGAAGUUAUAAGCAGAGUACUGGAAGAGCCUCCAUUCAACCCACUGGUUUAACCUGUGUUUCAGUUCCGUUGAAUCCAUCUGUCAAGAGACAUUCAGCCAAUUGUAACCCCGUUCAUUUUAGACGGUCACAAGGCAAAUUGAGCAGGAUCAACUACAUAGAACGACUUGUUCUAUGUAGUUGAUUUCCGGAGGAGUUUAAUACUGGCCCACUCGUAGAUUAAGGAGCAAUAAAGAGACAAGAGGAUGGAAAGCAAAUAUGGCCAAUAUGCCAUGCAUGCAGUAAUAUAAAAUAAUAUCACCAGCCUCCAGCUUACUAACAUGAACAGAUUCUUACACAUGUGCAAGAAAUAGAACUGGGACUCAAGAACAGAAGAAAACGAGCACAAAGGAAAUUGAAAGAAGGCUUCCCUUGUCCGAACACUUCCGACAGGGGAAGCUCCACUCCGCCCGCUGUGUGGAAGGGGUAAACUGACCUAGUUGUGGCAUUAUGCAACGGGAAGCAGACUCUUAUGACCAUCCACUGCCUCCUCAUCACUCUGUCGUAAUCAGAGCUAACAGCGUUAUGCUUCUGGGUCCAUUUCCUCUGACUCUGAAUCAAAGCCCCUCGUCCAGCCACCCCCUGUCCCCUUCAUAAAGGAGUCCAGAUAUCACAAACAUCACAGCAACACCAUUUGCAAGGGCAAAUGGUCAUUUAAGUUGGCCUUUACAAAAUGCCCAUCACAUGUAAAGGUGUUGCUAUACAAACAAAACCACAAGUUGUAAAAUAUAUGUCUAAAACAAAUGGAGGGAAAUUAACCUGCAGAUUAAUAAUCAAACAUGAUGCAAAGCCUCCGCCAUGACAAGGUGUUGCUAGCAGCCUGAACUCACAGCGUGGGAAUGGUACAGAAAGUAGACAGAGGGGAGACGGAGGAAGUGUG